Messenger RNA from Lottia gigantea (owl limpet), 276 nucleotides. RefSeq lists its product as hypothetical. The record is from RefSeq and is a predicted model, not a curated record. The transcript is spliced from 4 exons. Lineage: Eukaryota; Metazoa; Mollusca; Gastropoda; Lottiidae. The annotation marks the transcript as partial.
CUUGAUACAGAAUUUGAUAAGGUUCUUGUGGAUAUGAAGCCUUAUGUAUUGAAAUUACCAGAAAAAUCAGACAGACAAAGAUGUGCUGUAUGGAUUAAAAAAUUAUGUGAACCUGUAACAUCUGGUGUUUCAGCAAGGAAGAACCGUAAUUUACAUGCUCAGUUAAUGUUAAGAAUGUUACGUCGUGGAACUCUUCAAUCUCCUUUUGACAAGAAACCAAUGGAUGGUGCUUUACCUCCAUUGCCUACUUAUAUGUCUAUAUAUUUUGAUGAACCA